AUGUCCUUUGCCCAUAAAGAAAGACCAGACACUUUGGUGUUGUUCGAUGUCGACGGCACCUUGACCCCAGCCAGAUUGACCAUUUCCCCAGAAAUGAAGCAGACCUUGGAGGCCUUGAGAAAGAAGGUCGUCAUUGGUUUCGUCGGUGGCUCUGACCUUUCUAAGCAAGUUGAGCAGUUGGGUGCCACUGUUCUCCAAGACUUCGACUACUGUUUCUCUGAGAACGGUUUGACUGCUUACAAGCUUGGUAAGGAGUUGGCCUCCCAGUCCUUCAUUGGUUGGAUCGGUGAUGAGAAGUACAACAAGUUGGUCAAGUUCAUCUUGAGAUACUUGUCUGACAUUGACAUUCCUGUCAGAAGAGGUACUUUCAUCGAGUUCAGAAACGGUAUGAUCAACGUUUCCCCAGUUGGAAGAAACGCUUCUACCCAAGAGCGUAACGAGUUCGAGAAGUACGACCUCGAGCACAAGAUCAGAGAGAAGUUGGUCUCUGCUUUGAAGGAGAACUUCGCCGACUACGGCUUGACUUACUCCAUCGGUGGUCAAAUUUCUUUCGAUGUUUUCCCAACUGGCUGGGACAAGACCUACGCCUUGCAACACGUUGAGGACGAGCACUUCAAGGAGAUCCACUUCUUCGGUGACAAGUCUUACAAGGGUGGUAACGACUACGAGAUUUACAACGACCCAAGAACCAUUGGUCACGCCGUCAACGAGCCUGCUGACACCAUCAAGAUCUUGAAGGAGACCUUCGACUUGUAA
Molecule: messenger RNA, 756 nt
Organism: Australozyma saopauloensis
Lineage: Eukaryota; Fungi; Ascomycota; Pichiomycetes; Serinales; Metschnikowiaceae
Gene: PMM1
Product: phosphomannomutase
Exons: 1
Coding region: 1-756 (251 amino acids)
Biological process (GO): GDP-mannose biosynthetic process; mannose metabolic process; protein N-linked glycosylation
Cellular component (GO): cytosol
Molecular function (GO): phosphomannomutase activity
Source: RefSeq, a predicted model, not a curated record